GGCGAGACAGCAACUUAGAGCUGUCAAUCUCGUAGACAUGGGCAUCCAUUGAUGGUUGAGCCAUGGCAAAGAAAGGAACCUUCAAUGGCACCUUCUUUGGCAACUUCAGUUCAAGGUUACAUGGGACGCCUGUGCGGUUCGGGCUUUUGCUGGGCCAGCCAGUGGAAGAUGGCCUGGGCGAUGUGCUGUUUGCAGCGGCCACGCCGGAGCUUGCUCAGGAGGAGGGAGAGCCUUCGACUCAGCCAAAGGAGCUUGUGUCGCUGCUGAAGUCCUCUGCCAACGGUGUCUCUUUCACCGAGUGGGCCAAACAGCACGCCUCGGCGGUGCGAAAGCUGCUGCCGGCUGGCUUGGAGCCUUUGGGCUGCUUCGUCGUGGCCAGCGAGGCCAUGGUCAAAGAUCUUGCGCCGCUCUUGGUGCCGAUCUUGCUUCAAUUCUCGGAACCAUUGGUUCUCAGUAUCGAUCCGUCUACGAGGAAGAACUCCUUUUGGCAGUUGGCCGCGGGCUUCAAGCCGGCCUUGCGGCCAGCACAGAUGAAGCCAGACAACUACAAGGAUCAUGUGCUAUUGUGGACGGUCACCAACAUAGACAUCCUGCUCCCGCAGAUUUACAGUCACGAAGCCGGGAACGUGGAUGAGUUGGCAGCAGAAGUGAACAGGCUGGUAGAUGAGUCCUUGAAGUCAUGCCUGACCAGCCUUUGCAGCGAGCGUAGCGUUCCUCAAGUGGUCGACCUCGACAGCGAGUCGAUCCUGGCAAGCGCGCUGCCCAAGGACUGCCACCAGCUCAGAGUUGCCUUCCUACGUCCUGCCUCCGUGUUGCGGGCUGGUGAGGGCACGUUGAGACAACGCUGCGUGCUGACGUCCAGUGCUUUGCUCCUGCGGCAGAAUGUGGAACUGCGUCAUGCAGUGGCCAAGCUACGGGAGGAGUUGGCCGCCUCUGCGGCCGAGCGAGUCCGUUUGGCCCUGGAAGAGUGCGAAAAUCCAGGUGGUGUCUUACACUUGCCCUGGCGAAGCCUCUUCACACCCGAGGACUUGCAGUUUCCUGUUUGGCUCGGGGACUACUGCAUGCCAGAUGAGGCCCAUGAAGCCGCCAAAGAGCGUUUGGGACAGCUCCUAGGCAUCCAGGAAAGUGCUUUGGAAGAGGCGCCGGAGUAUCUGGAUGAGCACACCAUCCUGAAGGCCAAGCACGAGGGCACCUACCGACCACGCACGAUGGAGCAAGCGAAAGCUCCACCUGCCAAGGAGAAGGAGAAGGCACAGGGCUCUACACCUGCCGUGCCAGCGCUCGCGGCAUGCGUAGGGAUGGUGGUCCUGAUCCUGGCCGUGGCAAUUCCCAAGUUGCUGUGAGGUCGUGGCAGAAGCGAAGAAGAUGAUAGAUAGUGGCCAAAAAGUGUGGCUCAGCAGGGGGGUUGUUUGACAUGCAUGAAGAUUGUGAUGUAUUUGGUUUUGGUCCAUAAGACCAGCAUCAUGUGCUUUCACCACCAGGUGUUCCAUUUCCAGUGGAUGAAACCACCUCCUAGUCGAGUCCUCAUCCAACAUACUCAGCCGGUGUGAAAUACCCGCUGUCGCCUUUGAUUUCUGUCAUCUGUCACGUAGCCCACGUAGCCGCUUCUCUCGGACGAUCCAU
Molecule: messenger RNA, 1623 nt
Organism: Durusdinium trenchii
Lineage: Eukaryota; Dinophyceae; Suessiales; Symbiodiniaceae
Source: the annotation of a GenBank genome assembly